AUGAUAAGGGACGUGAACUUCGUCCCUGAUGACUUCAGUACUGAGCAGAACCGCGAAAUUUGGCCUCUUUUCUAUAUCCAAAAGUCAAAAGUUACGAAGAACCCAUCUGCUAUUGUAAAACCUCACGUUCAACAGAGGUUAAAGGGUGGAGUAGCACCGGCGAAGAGGUCGAACGUCAAGUCGCGGGCGAGUGGCCCAACGAGCGGUGGCACCACCGCAGUCGCCGACACGUUGUUCAGGUUGCGCCCGAACAUGACCUCCGUUUCCACGUCUACCUCUGCAUCGACUGACGCAAGCAACAUCUGCACAGAUUGCUCUUUGAUCGCCGAGCUGCACAGUUUUACGAAUGUGUUGCGCGACUUAGAAAGGAAACCGAAGCGAGUCUCAAGGUUGCAUGUGCCGCGACGACGUCUUCACGUCGCUGUUGCAACUAAACCACAGACAGGCAAUAGCCUGGUCACAUCGUCCAGUCCGUCGUACAAGCAAGCGGUGAUUAUCGACGCUGCACCGAAACCGAAGAGCGCGAAGUUGCUGAGGUACGCAAGAAGAAAGUGCACGUAUAUGGUGCCGCGUCGCGCGUACAGUUUGCCGAACGUGUCUUUGCUGACGUCACUUCGUUGCGACACGACGCUUGAACAUCGUCCGUGUCCUGCUGGUAAUCAGUCGUCACCUCUGCUAACUCGACCGCUGGCAACUGUCGGCGACACUUCGCGACGCGAUGACAGUGAAGAAACAAAGUGCCGGUCGUUCACAAAGGGUGCACGCCAACGAGCGCUGCUGGACGUUGGAGACGCGUCGAGGAACUGCGCGUUGGCCGAUUUCAGACGUGAAGCCGGCGGAAACCUGGAGUCUUCGCCUCCGCGCCCAGCGUGGUGGCAGAACCGUUCGUCGUAUCUUGAUUUCGAUUUCCUCCUCGAUCCAGCUUGUCGGUACAGCCAUCGUUUGAUAAACGUACAGCAGAGUCACCACCGCCGCGAGGACGAAAACGAGGACGAGGACAACACCUUUACUCGUGUUGCUGCAAGCACCGGCGACGAUCUUCAUCGAUAUCCUCAUUGUCAUCAUCACAGUCGUACAGCCGUUGCCUCCGUCAUCCCCGCUAUUAAACAACUUGGCUCCAGUCGCAGUGAACGAAACGAGAUGGUCGUUGCUUCCGUUGCCGUCGCGCACCCACUGUUCCUACUCAACGUGCCAUUCGAUCAGGUUGUUCCAGAAACGGCGCAUAAACAGCAGGAUGAGGGCAGCAGCGUCAAAGUCGUACUGCGUCGACCGGCCAACAUCGCCGCCGAGGUGUCGCUGAAGUUGCCGUUUCGCGGCACUGUAGUUGAGCCUGAGAUUGAUCCCGCGAAGCUGACUGACUGCUGCCGGCUUUGCGACUUCGCCUUCACUUUUCCUCUGAUCCGAACGACCGUUGGUACGAGCGAUGACGUGUUCGGCCUUCGGCUGAUGUCUGAAGGCGGAACCAAGACUUUAGUCCACCGUAGACAAGAGAACGCGACGCACCGACAGGCAGACAACGGGGAAGCUUGGAGGAGGGCAUUGAGACAUGACACGUUUCUUUGUUCUUAG
Molecule: messenger RNA, 1569 nt
Organism: Soboliphyme baturini
Lineage: Eukaryota; Metazoa; Nematoda; Enoplea; Dioctophymatida; Soboliphymatidae
Source: the annotation of a GenBank genome assembly